Molecule: messenger RNA, 3064 nt
Organism: Dimorphilus gyrociliatus
Lineage: Eukaryota; Metazoa; Annelida; Polychaeta; Dinophilidae
Source: the annotation of a GenBank genome assembly
UAUGAUAGAGCAUCAAGAUCUUGGAGUAAAGACUCUCGAAGUUACAGACGAUCGCUAUCAAGCUUCCGGCCAAACAACACCUGCAAAAUCUCCAAGAGGGCCUCCCAAAAAGAGCUGGCUAAGAGAUUUUGAAGACCCUGAAUCUGAUACAGGAAAACCGCAGCAAACAACGCCCGAAAAAGUAAAAUCAAGAUGGACAAGAUAUUCUCAAGUGGAAGAAGUUAAAGAGGAAGCCGGAAAUAAACCAAUUUGCCAUACUAUCGGAUAUGAAGAAAUAAUAGAUAAUUUAUACUUGUGGGUUGAUAAAAGGAAACGAAAAAAGCAAAAUGAAGAUAUGCAGUGUGAAUGUGAUCCUCCAAGUAAAGAUGAUAUUUUAGAGGGUAUUAAAGGAUGUGGAGAUGAUUGCAUAAAUCGAAUGUUACAAAUUGAAUGCAAUCGAUCUCAAUGUAAAUGGAAAGAUUUGUGCUCAAAUCAGAGAUUUAGUAAACAUGAAUAUCCUAAAACUGAAACGUUUGAUGCUGGACUAAAAGGCAAAGGUCUUAAAGCUCUUGAAGAUAUAUAUGCAGGUGGAUUCAUUAUUGAAUAUGUCGGAGAAGUUAUACAUUUUAAAAACAUGCAUAAAAGAUUAAAAGAAUAUAAAAAACAAAAGUUAACUCAUCAUUAUUUGCUGCAAUUAAGUGCUGAAGAAGUUGUUGACGCAACAAGAAAGGGGAAUAGAUCCAGGUUUAUUAAUCAUAGCUGUGAUCCUAAUUGUAAAACCGAUAAGUGGACUGUGAAUGGUGCUGUUAGAAUUGGGUUUUUUGCUAUAAGGUCAAUAAAAGCAGGGGAAGAGAUAACUUUCGAUUACAAAUUUGAAAGAUUUGGUGGAACAGAGCAAAAAUGCUAUUGUAAAGCCGGAAAUUGUAGGGGGGUUAUUGGACAAAAGAGUAACUUGCCAACCGAGGGCGAAAUUAAACAACAAAAUGCUGCAUCGGCUAGCAUGAGAAGGGAUGAAAAAUUAACUGAAAUAUUUGAUGCUGUGACAAAGUUUGAACAAAAAUGCCAUGGGAAAUUGAGGAGAAAGGAACAUGUUUUACAAUUAAGUAGGUUUAUGUUACAUGCUGAUACGCCAAAGUGCAGGGAAAUUUUAUUAGAAAUACUUAAGCAAACCACUGAAUUAGCUUGUUUGAGAUCUUUUCUGGAUUUUCAUGGAUUAAAAUUACUCUGGAGUCUCGCUGUUGAUCCGAACUUUGAUUCCGAAAACGAUAAGCUUGAGAUUCUGGAAAUACUAGAAAAACUGCCAAUUCUACACAAAACUGGUGUUCGCGAAAGUCGAAUUAUUGAAACAUUAGAAAAAUGGAAACGAGACUGUCAAUUAUUUACAAGUGAGAAUGAACUUGAAAGAUCGAUCCCAGUCGAAGAUGAUGAAGAAAAAAUGGACCAACAGGAAGGUGAAAAAGACCACGAAGAGAAAGAAGAAUCUGUUGUCGAUAGUACUAGUGGAGAGCCACCCGAAGAACCCAAAGAGGAAAAACAGGAAGAAAAGAAAGUUGAAGAGGCGGAAGAUGAAGAUAAACAUGACAAAUUGAAAGAAAAGUUAGCUUUAACCAAAAAGGUUACAGCACUCUGUGAUAAACUAUUGGCUAUAUGGAAUGAAUUAAAUGAGGAAUUUAAAAUUCCUAAAAAAACAAGGAAGAAAAGUGAAGAAGAGGCCGAACCUUAUCCCUCUUCAAGAUCUAAACCCCCCGAAAGAGAAACCCUGAAAUUCGACAGGAAAAAAGAUGAUAAACCUGAAGUUGAGAGAUAUCGACGAACAGCAAGAUUUCUUCCAAACUACAAUCAAAAAAGGGGCAUAUCGAAAGAGGAAAGACGAAGGGCCUUUGAAGAAGCCGUUAAACAAGAAGAACUUCGGGAAAGCAUGAAUGAAGUAACACCUGUGUCAAGCUUUAAACUAUCCGGUCAAGAAUUUUUCGAAGUUAAUACACCCAGAACAAAUCUUCCACCCGUCGUUCAGCCUUCUGCUUUUACAGUGCCUGUGGUUUAUGCAGGUCAUCAAGUGCCUGUAGUAUACGGAGCUCCUACCGUUCCUUCUGAUCAUACAUUUGUUUCGUGGAACCCAGCGCCGCCUCCUCAGGAACCUUCAUCGUCGGUAUCCAAUUUUGAAGAAAGGCUAUCCGAUGUUUUUGCUUCUCAGGGUACACCUCCAUCAGAUCCUAGAGCAAGACCAAAAGUACCUCCUCCUCCCCCCAAGCCCAUAUCUAUUAGCAAAAAGUUGCCAAAAAGUUGGAAAAUUGCUCAUGACGGUGACGGAACACCAUAUUAUUAUAAUAUAAAAACAAAGGAAACACGAUGGUCCCCUCCACCUCCUAGUCCUGAAUCAACUGAAACCAAUUUGCAAGAGAAGACAAAAGAAAAAGAAAAAAGGAAAAGAAUUAAAGAUGAGAAAGAAAAUAUGAUAAAACGAGAAAAGAAAUUUAAAGAUAAAUUUAAAAAAGCCAUAUCGGCCUAUGUUGUCCACGUUUUAAAUCCUUAUCAUAAAACGGAUUGCAAGCAGGGCAGAAUAAAAAACAAUGAUGAUUUUAAGACCUUAGCACGAAAAUUGACUCAUUUAAUUAUGAUGAAAGAAUUAAAACAUUGUAGAAAUAUUCAAGACUUGGAAGUUAAUUUGGAUGUAAAGUCUAAAGCAAAGUCGUUUAUUGAAACCUAUAUGCAAAAAUUCGAUAAAGAAUAUAAGCCGGACCCUUCGGAUAAAACUACUGUGAGGGUGAAAAGUUCAAAAUCGAAGACGAGAAAGGAAAGGGGAAAAUUAUUAAAAAAACAAGUAGAAUCCACCGAAACGAGUGCUGGGGAAGAAUCUUCAUUAAUGAUGCCAGAUAGUUCGAUUUCACCGUCCAAUAUAACCAAAAACGAUUCUAGUUCGAAUACGAAAAGCGAAGAGAUAAAUAAUUAUUCAAUAGGAUCAUCUGAUGAGGAGGAUGAUGAAGAUGAUGAUGAUGAAGAAACUGAAGACAACGAUAAAAACAGUAGCGCCCAAAGCGUAAAUUCACCAACUUUUAACGUUGAAGAAGUUAGUGUUGACGCAUAG